UUAUACGUGUUGUGGCCAUCGGCGUAUAAACACCUCGAGAGAAUAAUUCGUCGUUUCGCGCUCGUUCGUUCGUUCGUUCACUCCGAGCGAGCAGUGCUUCGAUCAAUUUCUGUGCUGUGUGCUUCGUGCGUCGUCUUAGUCGCGAUAUAGCUUCACCGUAUUAUACACUAUAACGCGUUAUAUGCCUCGCGUUUCUUCGUCUUUUGUGCCGAAUUCUACCGAUCCGACGAGUGUUUUGUUGUUGUGACAUUUCCACUUUUCCUGCCCGUCGUGCUUCGAAAAUCGGCAGCGACGAGUGCAUCAUCAUCAUCGUCGUGUAUACACCGUGUGUGUGUUUUGACGUGCAGAGAGAAGGACACGCGAGGAAAAGUCGUUGCGAGCUCAAGAGAGGAGGAGGCAGGCGCGUGCUGUCUGUCUCUGUGCGCUCAUCGACUCUUCUAGAACUGAUAUUCUCCGAGCUCUCGCAGUGUGUGCUCGCAUCUUCGUCAACUGAUAAAAUUCAUCCAGUUAGCUGAUGACUUGAUUCAAUCAUUGUGAUUCGAUCACGUGGAUGAUUUGCAUCAUAUGAUUGCAAUUUAUUGGCUUUUCAAUUAGCCACUUUCUUUUGUAUUGGGAUAUGAGUGCACCUGCAAUCAAAUCUUCAAUGCCUGGAGUAGGGACCCCCACAACUCAAACGAGUCACAGCAUGUUGCCCAUGAACAUGGUGUCUCAAAAAAUAACACCGUCAGCUGAUCAAUCGGCAGGCAGUAUAAAACCACUGACCAAUCAAAAUUUUUCACCAAACAACCAACCGCUGAGUCUGAUUCAAGAGCACAGGCCAUUGUAUCAACCGCCAUUCACAAAUAAUACUUCGACUGACCAAAUGAAUUCCGAGGUGCAGACUCCCAAUCAACCAACUCAAGUCAAUCAAGUUAAUCAACAGCAAGCGGUAUCAAAAGAAACUGAUACAGUGACCCAAGUAACUGAUAAUAAUAAGCUUACUCAAAAUGGUACUGAACCUGCUAAGGAGAAACCAGAGGCAGCACCAACCACAGUGACACCAGCGACUACUGUUGCCAGUACAACACAAGUAAACACAACUACAACCAACAAAAGUGCACCUGUCACAGACGUUGUUGUACCCGCUACAAAUGCAACUACAAGUCCAGCAAAAGCAGCACCGACUGUAACUACAUCACCUGUCAAAGUAGCUGCUACAGCUAGUGAGCAGAAUAAACAUGUAACUGCCAAUAGCGAACCAACACCAAUUUCAAAUCAGCAAACAAGUCCUGUAAAACCUAAACCAGAAGAAAAUGUGCCCCCGAAGGUCGUUGAUAAUCAAGUUUCAGCACCUACAACAGAGGAAAAUAAACCUGCUGUUACUAACAAUCAAAAAACAGAAACAACUGAACCCAAAGCAGAGAUUGUGGCUAAAGAAGCUCCAGCUGCAGCGGUUGCAAAAACUGAACAAGAUACAGCUGCAAAAUCUGAACCUACUACUCCCAAAACUCCUCAGAAAAAUGUAAAAGCCGAAAACUCUGAAGUAAAAACAGAAGGAACACCUACAAAAACACCUGUUCGAACUCCGGCCAAGCGAAAACCACGCGAGCCCAAAUUGAAAACUCCCAGUACUCCAACUGAAGGUUCCGCAGCUAGCUCACGCUCGAGACGUGCUCGAACUCAAACGACUCCGUAUCAGGCACCGUCCGCGACAUACAAUAAAACCCCCAAAACUCCUGCUGCGUCAACGAGUAGAAGAUCAGCAGCUGUUGCUAAAGCCCAGGAUGAAAAGUUGACCAUAUUUUACAAAGGUGAAUUUCUCGCCGUGAGGAACGCCGAUGGAAGCUUUUUCGUUUGUCAGGCUAAUCAAAAUGUCUAUAAAUCAAGCAAAAAGAUUAACGUUAGAUGGUUAUCUCAAGAUAAAGAUAACGGAGAAAUAUAUACGCCAGAUUUUUACGAUUAUAUUGAUUUUGAUACUAUCUUGACAAACCUAAAUUUGAAUAAAGUGGAAAAGAACAGAUAUCAAUUAACGAAGUACGAGUUGCUGAGAACUGAGAAUAUAUUGAAGAGAGCUAUAGACGUUGAAGCAGGAGUUACGGAGAAACCUCCCGUAACCGAAGAACAUCCAGAUGGCCUUGAUUUAUCUUUGUAUACAGACGAGGCUCAGUUACAGAAAAAACGUAAGGCCGAUGCUGCUGCAAAAAACAAAAAUAAGGCUAAGCCUAGCGCAAAACGACCUCGUAAAAAGAGCCAGGAAUCUGACUCAGAUGAAGAGGAAGAAGACGAUUCCGAUGAUGGAGAAACUGAAAAUGCGAACGAUGAUAGUUCAUCUGAUGACGAUGAUGACGAAGAUGCCAUUAAGUCGGCCGAUUCAAAACGUAAAUCGGGUAAAAAACGAGCCCUGAAUCGUUCAGCUAUGUCGCAAGCAACGAAGGUAGCUAAGGGUCCAACCAGAGCGGAACGUGCCCUUAAUCGGAGCAAAGGACCUGUUGGUCCCAGCACGUCUGGAAUGGCUAGUUCCAGUAGCACCUCGACAAAAAAGAAUGAAACAAAAAAAUCUGCAGAGACAAAAAAACCGACGGCAGUAAAAUCAACGUCUAAUGCUGCAGAGGCCUCUGCUAGUACUUCUAACUCGCGCAGAGCGAAAGCACGAGGUUAAUUUGUUGUUAAUGUUGCUGUAGAUCAAACAUUGUCUUGUCCAGUAAUGUCAGUAAUUCAACUCUCGUACUUUGUAAAAGUAUUCAUUUCACAGUUUUUUUAAAACCUCUACUAUUCUACUUGGAGCUCAUCUAUUCAUACUGAAUCUAUAGCGGCAGACAAUAACACUACAGCUGUAACAACAACUAUACCGGAGGUGACCACAAAUACGCUAUCUAACCCGCCAUUACCAACAGUAGUCGAAAUUCCUUUCGAUGACAAAUGCUGCAACAUUGAGUGGCCGUCCAUACCCGGCAUAAUACAAUACUAGACGGCGAGGGAUUAUUCCGAUCACUUUUGUGCAAGAAACGUCACGUCCUCGUGUGUAGAGACAAUGGAGCCUCGUCCUAGUUCAAGAUUUAAUAAGUUGCAUUAUUAAGCAUGAAGUUGAGCGCUGCGGUAGUGAUGCGUCAAUGAAAGUGUCAACGUUUAUCCUACUUCGGAUUAUUAAUUGACUACAAAGAAUGAAAUUCAUUCGACUAGCACAUGGCAAUCGUGAUUUUUCCACUUCUAUAUAAAUAUAAAAAUAUUGGAUGAUUGUGGUUGUCUGUAUGUAAAUAUGAAAAAUUGCUUGGGACAAAAUUUGAACCGAGUAAAUAACGAAUAUAAAUAUAAGUAAAUUAUGAAACUCAAAAUUAAAGUGGAUAAGAAUUUGAAUUAUUAAAGCCUUCUGAAUAUUAAGAAAUUUUGUUUAGAUAUUAAACGAAAAUAUGAUGAAUUAUGCAUUGAUUUAUCUUGAUUUCUUAAAAUAAUUGUAUGGUUUUUAAUGCUAAAGUUGCAUUGUGCUUUAACAAUUAAAAAUAGAACUUUUUAAUUGAAAGUAUAUAUAUAAAGAUGAAAUUUAUAUAUAUAAAAUAUAUUAAAAUAACAUGUACAAAUUUGUGUAUGUGAAUGUUGAAGAAAAUCUGUAUGACAGAAAAAAAAGUUAAAAAAUUAAGUAAAAAAAGAGUAGCAAACUCGCAGCAAUCACAGUGACGUUUUGAAUAAUUCAAAACUUGAAAAAAAUUUAAUAGCCCACUAAGUAUAUUACAUAUAAACAUAUUUAUAUAUAUACUAUGUAAGUGUAUUAUUCCAUGUACGAGGGCUAAUGUCAUCUAAGCAAUUUAAUAAGUUUGAAGUGUUGAAAUGAUCCAAACGGACUAAGUAUUCAAUUGAAAAAAAUAUUUUAUUUCGUUUUAUGUUUUAAUAUUUUAAAAGUAUCAAUAGUUUACUUUUCAAAUCUUUAUAAGAUCUUUAUUUGCGAUCGCAAUCGUAUUAUGUUGUUUCAACAAUUAAGAUUACAACUUGAAAGUCUCAGCUUGAGAGAAAAAAAUACAUUUAUGAUGCAAUUUGUAUUCAGAUGGUCUGUGUUUCCAAGGCGUGAUAAAUACGCUUGUUUAGGAUAACCCAGAUGAUCUCUGUUCUGGUGCGCGUUUAAUUUAGCUACUUUUAUUAUGUCUAGCUUAGAUAAAAAUUUCUAGAAACUUAAAAUUUAUUUUGAGUUGAUUGUAUAGAUUUAUUAUUUUACCUUAUUUGUACUUGUCUUUUGUCCACGAAAUAACAUUAAACCAGAGUGUAUAUUUACCGAUAAUAUAGCACAUUAGCCUAAAUUUUAAUGUAAGAAAAAUUUGUUAAAUGUAGCCAUUGUUAAAUUUCAGAAUGUAUUCAUAUCACCGCAUUAUGAUCUUGUGAAUAAUUUUGAAAAUAAAAAUAACUUCAAUGGAUAAAAUUGUAACUGUUUUACAAGAUAUUUAUAACUUUUUACAAGCAUAGAUACAGUAAAAAAGUAUUAUUAAGA
Molecule: messenger RNA, 4453 nt
Organism: Trichogramma pretiosum
Lineage: Eukaryota; Metazoa; Arthropoda; Insecta; Hymenoptera; Trichogrammatidae
Product: hyphal wall protein 1-like
Exons: 6
Coding region: 617-2638 (673 amino acids)
Source: RefSeq, a predicted model, not a curated record